AGGACAUAGAAACAUUACAUAGAUUAAUUUUGGACUAAAAACAAAUUUGCCCCGGGUGAAAACCAUAUUAAAUGGCUUUAUGCUAAAAUAAUAUCGAAGCAAUCUUUAUUUUGAACAUAGAUGCUUGGCCCCGUUUUCUGUCUGGUCGAAAAUGCACAAGAAAUAAACCCUGUAUUUCUAUUCAUUCAGGCCUCCACUGCAUUUCACUUUUGGGCAAAUCACUCAAGCUACAUCUUUCUUUUGAUUGGCAUUUUGCCAAAAUCGUGAUGUAGUUUAAGGUGCGCAGAAAGAGAAAACUAUAGGAGGAGGCCAGCCCAGGAGGCAAGGUGCGUGUGAGAAUAUCGAGUUUCAUCAGUCACGGAAGUGUUAUAAUUGCACCCGAGAGUUCAACUAUCAGUCAGACAGAUCGACAGCUCACUAAUUUCAGCCCUGGUUCAAACGUCUCAUAGCAUGGCGGUUUGCAUGGUGAGCGCGUUUUGUUUGGUAUAACGGCGUAUUCUGUUGUUUUUCAAUUAUUAUUAAGUUUACCUGCGAGUUAUUUCUCAAUAGAGAACAUAGAGGGCCAAUAAAACUCUCUGCGUGUCAGGCUGUCUUUGAUUGAAGUAAAGUGAAUAAUUAUAUUUUUACAGUGGAUCCGCUCCAGAGUAGUGGGGUCGUGCGCAAAUUAUCCCCGAGACAGUUCAUUCUUACAUCCAGUGACAAAGUAAUGCACUACUUUUUGCAGGUGACGAGUCCUGAGCUGCAGUGAUCAUGCGCAUUUGCUGUCUGGCCAGUGAGUCUGUGGCUCCUCACCACUUCCAUUCGGCGCAUCUUUAGUCUGUGGGUCCAGUGACGCGCUCUCUUGUGAUCUCAGGACACAUCUGACAACAGCAGGAGUGACUGUAAACUUUGAGAGGGAGAUGGAGGAUUUGAAAACUUCGAACCGACUAUUCCACAAGUCCUCUUUCAGCAUCAGCAGCCUGUUGUGGAGACGAGAAGGAAUGCUGGGUGAGCAGGAAACUCCUUCUCCGUCCCAGAAACUGCGCCCUGCUCAGCCCGAGACAUCCAGGCAGGAGCAAAACUUUGACAAUGAGAAGAACUGCAAAAAAUCAAAAACGUUCACUCAAGUAGACGCUAAGCCGGUGAUUGUGAGUGGAAAGCGUGAGGGAAAUAAGGGGGAAUCCAAGAAAACCGGAGGAUCCGAAGAGAGCGUCAAACCAGAGAAGCCUCCUUUCAGUUACAACGCGCUCAUCAUGAUGGCGAUCCGCCAAAGCCCCGAGCGACGGCUCACACUCAACGGCAUCUAUGAGUUUAUCAUGAACAACUUUCCAUACUACCGACAGAACAGACAGGGGUGGCAAAAUUCAAUCAGGCACAACUUGAGUCUAAACAAGUGUUUUGUUAAAGUGCCUCGCCACUACGAUGACCCAGGUAAAGGUAACUACUGGAUGCUGGACCCGUGCAGCGAGGAUGUCUUCAUAGGUGGCACAUCUGGGAAACUCCGACGCAGGGCCGCAGCGGGCUCCAGGGCCAAACUUGGUCUAAAAAGGGGAGGAGGUCGUCUUAUGUCAUCCAGCACUGCAACCAGUGUUACCUUGGCGGCUGCCAGUUCGUUUUACUGGCCGGUUCCGCCGUUUCUACCUCUCCAAACACCAGUGCGCACGCACCUUGGCGCAGGGACUUAUUUGGGUUCCCAUCCCCGCUUCUCCAACCAUGCCACAUCGGUCGUUUCACAGCGCGCCCGGUUGAGUGCGAGCGCUGCAGACCCCGACCGCUUCGUACAAACGCAUCAGGAGAUGUCUUACAUCGGAGUCAGUUGCGCGCAGUCCCGUCGCCAUCAGAUUGGCACUGCCUGCACCGCCUUCUCCACAUCCAUCCCUGCAUGCACGCUGCCUCUGUCGGAUCCCUGCUCUUUUAAUAUGAUCUCUGGACAAGCCAGCCUCUUUUACUCUCACCAAAUACCAUGUGCCGCCGCGUUCAGUCCGUGCCAGGAGGAGUGCGCCACCUCCAAAGCGUCUCCAGGACAGUUUUUAUCCAAGAACGGUCACUCAGACUUCGGGGGAUGCUGUAGUGACUUUCCAAAUUACUGCCCUCAAGUCAGCUCAAGCCCUCAUUCGUCUUGGAAUAUAGAGAAAUAGAUUAACAUAAUACUCGAUGUGAGAUUUUAAACGUUGCUGUAGGGUUUAGAGAAAUACAUAUAGAAACAGACCAAUGGAUUGUGGACUUCCUGAAAUUCUUGUUAUCCCGUCCAAUAUGCCAUUCAUAUGUCGUUCUACAUUGGAAAUUAUCUAAACGGAAAUGGGCGGUGUGACGAAACAUAAUUUUUAUCCAGGCAUUUGUGUUUAAAUACUAAAAACUGGCAUAAUGUGUAAACUACGCGUGUUUACGCAUAGAAAUUUAACCGAAUGCUUAUUAUAAGAUACUUAUUUCCAAAACAAGUGGGAAAAUAUUUGCUCCUCACUCUAUUUAAGGCAGUUAUACCAGUUACAUGGCCAAAGAAUCAUUCUCAGAUCAAAUGGCCGCAGGAUUUAUAUCAGCUCUGAAAGUAUCCAUCUUUUAAAAAACACCGUUUUAAUGUUUCCACCUACGCACCUAUGGAUAAGUGAUGUUUGCGCGCAUGUCACUGUUUUAGGCCUAAGACAUUCAUCGAAUGCAAAAUUUAAAAAUGAAAUGGAAUAAAAAAUAAUAACAAUAACUUCUAUUUCUAUUUCUGAAUUGAUUCAUUGUAUCCAGCAUGUUAACCAACUCAUUUAAAAUCUACAUGUUGUUUUUGAAGUUUGUGAGUUAGCUAUGACAUGAGGGCGCAUGGUCGAGCAAACGUCCCUUCUAACUUAAUUUUAAAACUAAACAAUGAAAUAAAGUUGCAGUCCAAAUGGCUUAAAUCGUUUAAAAACAAGAGUUUAGAGGUGCGUAAAAAUAAUGUUAAAUGACACCUAAACGGCCCAUUUGCUGCAUUUAUUGUCUUCGAUUUGGUUAAUGUUGCAACCAAAAAAAUUAUAUUCCUAUUUUAAUUACCUUACAUGUAAUUAAACGAUAAAUAAUGCAUUUUUAAUUGUGUUUUCUUUUCACCUCAUUAAAACCUACUGUUGUUGAUUGUUCUUAUUUGGCUGUGUUAUUACAUGUCUCACUCUGGAGAUUUGAGCCUGCAACAAUGGACUACAGAUAGACUGAAUUAAAAUCGUUAUG
Messenger RNA from Mugil cephalus (flathead mullet), 3165 nucleotides. RefSeq names its product forkhead box G1c (gene foxg1c). Bases 900 to 2117 code for a protein of 405 amino acids. Gene Ontology annotation, cellular component: nucleus. Gene Ontology annotation, molecular function: DNA-binding transcription factor activity; sequence-specific double-stranded DNA binding. Gene Ontology annotation, biological process: regulation of transcription by RNA polymerase II. NCBI's taxonomy places the organism in Eukaryota, Metazoa, Chordata, Actinopteri, Mugiliformes, Mugilidae. The transcript has a single exon. The record is from RefSeq and is a predicted model, not a curated record.